Messenger RNA from Haliotis rufescens (red abalone), 1121 nucleotides. RefSeq lists its product as uncharacterized. The record is from RefSeq and is a predicted model, not a curated record. The transcript is spliced from 2 exons. The coding region runs from base 195 to 665 and encodes 156 amino acids. NCBI's taxonomy places the organism in Eukaryota, Metazoa, Mollusca, Gastropoda, Lepetellida, Haliotidae.
UACAUCUUGCAGCCUACCGGGGACAUAGGGAGGUUGUGGAGGUGUUAUUACAGAACAAGGCAAAUGUGGAUGAGAAAGACGAUAAAGAAGAAACUGCUUUACAAAAAGCAGAGGGACAACAUCACGAUGAUAUUGCAAGGAUUAUAACUGAGGCAACAAAUAUACAUGACCUGACAAGCAACCAUAGUACAAUUAUGGAUAGGGUGACAACCGAUGGCCAGUUUCUUAUGAAAUCAUCGUCAAUUCCACACGGAAGCUAUAACAAUGGCGGUUGGCUUACAUCCACACCACUAACAUCAACGUGCCCCGUGAACCACACAUCAGUAGAAUUGCCAGGGGUUUAUGUUCCGAGUCAACUGGGACAAGCAGUUUCCACAGACAGACAAAGUGUUAUGGAAGAGAGAUACGUCGCCUUGCAGUCAUCCCAACCAUAUCAUAUAGACGGAAAUCUUAACAACCUCCAUACAGAUCCUGCACGCAUGGAGAUACGUUCACCCAAUCAAAGAUCAGAAGCCAUAUAUGGAAACUCAAGUCAUGUUCCCACCUAUGUCCAUGCUCCAGUAGUUGGUGACACAGUGCCUAGUUCAGAUACCACUAGUAAUUCUGAGAAUGUCAUCAUUCACUACACUGAGUCUGGGGAAAAGAUAGAGCUGCAGCAGCUCUAAAAGUGGUCUAGAAAGGAGUUAUCAUUGUUAUUAUGGUGUCCAGUGUUACAGUAUACAUGUACAGUUUUACAUCCUCCUUUAGGAGUCAGUAGUCCGAAUUUGGUUUGCAGAAAAAAACGAGUUAUUUGUCAUUUGUGUCGAUGUAGCAUUGAUGUUUCUGUAAGCAUAUCAAUUCCAUAAAAAAACCAAAUAUUUUACUCUACAAAUGCUAGGACUAAGCUAACUUCAUGACGAAACAAUCCUUUAUGUUGCUUAGAUGAUUACAUAAUAGAUCCUUUCAAAUGUUCCUAACUGGACAUAUGCACAUUUCAGUGUGUACCGAACUUUCCUGAGGCAUUGUUUUAAGUUGAAUUGAGUGAGUGUGUGAGUUGGAUUUAACGCUGUUUUUAACAGUAUUCCAGUAAUAUCACGGCGUUUCAGCUUAAUGUGGGAGGAAAGCCCGAAGUGAUGGAGGUC